ACCAUCCAUCCCGUCUCAUUGGACUUGAGAAAUGCCCCUCCGUCCUCUCACACGAGCGAUUGUAAAAUCUAUAAUGUCGUAGACACCAAUUCUGCGUGGAAAUUGGGAAGAGCACAAGGGGAAUGAGGGGAGGUGAUGGCGCUGGACCUCACUUACCAACUCCAACACGUAUCCCACCCACCACCAGAUGUGGCCGCGCUACUUCCGCCCCCAUUACCAUUCUCCGAAUGCCACCACAACCGCUUUACAAUUAUAGUCUGUUUCUCUCUCACCUGCACCAUCACCCAACAAAAAAUAAAAAAAAUAUGGGUGCCGCUAUCACUCAUUGCAAAGCGCACCCGCAGCGCCACCACUAAGAUGGAUAACAUCACUUCUUUGACCCAAUCUUCCCUCCUUUGGCCCCAUCUCUCUCAAACGCCAUAAAGGAAAAAAACUUCUCCACUGAUUGCAAAAGGCACAGGUAGCGCCACCACCACCACCUAAUAAGAUCUGUCCUUUGAUCCCAUCGUCCGUCUUUAUCAACCCAAUAAAAGUAAAUUCGCCACUGAUUGCACCACCACUCAAUUAGAAUGGCCCUUUCACCCCUUCCGCUCCGCACCACCACCUCCACCUCCACCACCACCACCACCACCACCACCACCACCACCACCACCACCACUACCACCACCCCUACACGAUAAAGAUAACCUUUUCAAUCCCGUUUCUCCCUCUGCUCUGGCUCUUUGUUCCGGGCCACCGCCGAAUCUGAUAACCAUUUGAGGCCAUCCCUCUUUGUUAGGGCUACUAACCAUCCAUCUCUUUAUCCUGUUGUAGAGGUCCUAGAAUGGGCAAGGAAGUCCCUUAGUGAGGACACUAUGACGGCCUCGACAGCGGAACCUGCUCCUGUGCUGGUGCUCGCCAUGCCUGCAUCCUCCUCCUCUGCGCGCGACCCCUCCAUCUCUCCCCCUCCCCUCCCUCUGCCUCCAAAGAAGCAGCCCCCGGGACCCUGGUCCCACCAAGAGACGGCUCACCUCAUUGAUGCGUACCAGGAGAAGUGGUACUCCCUGAAGCGCGGCCAGCUCAAGGCCCGCCACUGGGAGGAGGUGGCCUCUUCCGUGGCCCUGCGCUGCGGCUUUAACUGCCCCUCGAAGACCUCCACUCAAUGCCGUCACAAGAUUGAGAAGCUUCGCAAGCGGUACCGCACUGAGCGCCAGCGUGCUGGCUCUGUAGACCCCUCGACAAAGUGGGUCUUCUUUGAUCGAUUGGACCAAAUGGAGAAGGGCUCUUCCACCACGCACCGUCCUCCUCCUCCUCCUCCUCCUCCUGAUCAUGACUCUGAUACCACCGAUAACGAGACCGAUAAUAAUAACAAUAUGAGGAGUUUGCACCACCUCUUGCUAGAGCAGCCGGAUCCUCCGGCAUCGACGAGGCCCAUUCCGCCAAGGUUUGUUGUGGGGAAGAGAUCUUCAAGGCCACCUGCCGAGCCGCUGUCAGAGCUGGUGGGGGUGGUGAGGAGUUUGGGUGAGGGUUUUUUGAGGAUUGAGCAUAUGAAGAUGGAGUUAUUGAGGGAGGUUGAGAGGGGGAGGAUGGAGAUGGAGAUGAAGAGGACUCAGAUGGUUCUUGAGUCGCAGCGCCAUGUUGCCGAUCUCAUUGCUAAGGCCUUUGUCGCCAGGAAGAAGUCGAAGUCAUCAGAUAAGUAGAGAGGAAAUAGUGGGAUCGCUGCUUUUUUGCACUUCUUGUUAUGUUUUGUGUUCCUUUUUUCCCUUCCCAGGUUAGAAUGAAACUGAGGGAUAAAAAAAAAAUGUAGGAAUUGGGGCAAUCUUGGGCUGCAAUAGUACCGUUGGUCAUUGUACAGUGAAUUCACGGUGCGUUAAAUUAGAAUCUUCUGAAUUAUCUCAGAUCAAGUUCCUUCCUCUGCCAUGCUUUUCAAGCAUUACUUCGUUGUUGACUUAUUGCUGGUGAUCUAGGACUGAGGAAGUUUAGGCAAAGUUCAUGAUUCUCUGUGAAGUUAUCUCCCGUUGUUUCCAGAAUCGAGUAUCGUUCUUCUGACUUUAAGGUUUAUUCUAUAUCAGGAAUGCUAGCUUAACAUAUUCCAUGGA
This is a messenger RNA of Amborella trichopoda, 2078 nucleotides long. RefSeq lists its product as uncharacterized. The record is from RefSeq and is a predicted model, not a curated record. NCBI's taxonomy places the organism in Eukaryota, Viridiplantae, Streptophyta, Magnoliopsida, Amborellales, Amborellaceae.